Messenger RNA from Eimeria necatrix, 2142 nucleotides. RefSeq names its product heat shock protein 90, putative. Gene Ontology annotation, biological process: protein stabilization; cellular response to heat; protein folding. The record is from RefSeq and is a predicted model, not a curated record. Gene Ontology annotation, cellular component: protein-containing complex; perinuclear region of cytoplasm; cytosol. The coding region runs from base 1 to 2142 and encodes 713 amino acids. Gene Ontology annotation, molecular function: ATP-dependent protein folding chaperone; ATP binding; ATP hydrolysis activity. Lineage: Eukaryota; Apicomplexa; Conoidasida; Eucoccidiorida; Eimeriidae. The transcript is spliced from 3 exons.
AUGGAGAACAAGGAAACAUUUGCCUUCAACGCUGAUAUUCAGCAGUUGAUGAGCUUGAUCAUCAACACGUUUUACAGCAACAAGGAGAUUUUCCUGCGUGAGUUGAUCUCGAACGCGUCCGACGCUCUGGACAAGAUCCGCUAUGAAGCAAUUACGGACCCGGAGAAGCUGAAGACGAAGCCGGAGCUGUUCAUCCGGCUGAUCCCGGACAAGGCCAACAACACGCUGACCAUCGAAGACAGCGGCAUUGGCAUGACGAAGGCAGAGCUGGUGAACAACUUGGGAACAAUCGCCCGCUCGGGCACGAAGGCCUUCAUGGAGGCCCUGCAGGCCGGCGGGGACAUCUCCAUGAUUGGCCAGUUCGGCGUGGGUUUCUACUCCGCCUACCUGGUGGCGGACAGCGUGACAGUGGUGUCGAAGCACAACGACGACGAGCAGUACGUGUGGGAGUCCGCGGCCGGGGGCUCCUUCACUGUGCAAAAAGACGACAAGUACGAGCCUUUGGGCCGCGGGACCCGCAUCAUUCUGCACCUGAAGGAGGACCAGGGCGAGUACCUCGAGGAGCGGAGGCUGAAGGACUUGGUGAAAAAACACUCCGAGUUCAUCUCCUUCCCCAUCGAGCUGGCUGUGGAGAAGACCCACGAGCGCGAAGUGACGGAGUCCGAGGACGAGGAGGAGAAGAAGGCCGACGAGAAGGCCGAGGAGAAGGAGGGCGAGGAGAAGAAGGAGGGCGAGGAGAAGAAGGAGGGCGAGGAGGAAAAGAAGGAGAAGACCAAGAAGACCAAGAAGGUCAAGGAGGUCACCCGCGAGUGGGAACAGCUCAACAAGCAGAAGCCCCUCUGGAUGCGCAAGCCCGAGGAAGUCACUGAAGAGGAAUACGCCUCUUUCUACAAGUCCCUUUCGAAUGACUGGGAAGAACACUUGGCUGUCAAGCACUUCAGCGUCGAGGGCCAGCUCGAGUUCAAGGCCCUCCUCUUCGUCCCCAAGAGGGCCCCCUUCGACCUCUUCGAAACUCGCAAGAAACGCAACAACAUCAAACUCUACGUGCGCCGCGUCUUCAUCAUGGACGACUGCGAAGACAUCAUCCCGGAGUGGCUGAACUUCGUGAAGGGCGUUGUCGACUCUGAGGACUUGCCCCUCAACAUCUCCAGGGAGAGCCUCCAGCAGAACAAGAUCCUCAAGGUCAUCCGCAAGAACCUCGUCAAGAAGUGCCUCGAGAUGUUCGCGGAAAUCGAAGAGAAGAAGGAAAACUACGCCAAGUUCUACGAGCAGUUCUCCAAGAACCUCAAGCUCGGUAUCCACGAAGACAGCGCCAACCGCGCCAAGAUCGCUGAGCUGCUGCGCUUCCACAGCAGCAAGUCUGGCGAGGACAUGGUGUCUUUCAAGGAGUACGUGGACCGCAUGAAGGAAGGCCAGAAGGACAUCUACUACAUCACUGGCGAGUCUCGCCAGACUGUGGCGAACUCUCCGUUCCUGGAGAAGCUGACGAAGAAGGGCUACGAGGUGCUGUACAUGACAGACCCCAUUGACGAGUACGCAGUGCAGCAGCUGAAGGAGUUCGACAACCACAAGCUGCGCUGCUGCACGAAGGAGGGCCUUGAGAUUGACGAGUCUGAGGAGGAGAAGAAGAAGUUCGAAGAGCUGAAGGCCGAGUUCGAGCCGCUGCUGAAACUCAUCAAGGAGGUGCUGCACGACAAAGUCGACAAGGUGGUCCUCUCCAACAGAAUCACCGACUCCCCCUGCGUGCUGGUGACCACUGAGUUCGGCUGGUCCGCCAACAUGGAGCGGAUCAUGAAGGCUCAGGCGCUGCGGGACAACAGCAUGACCAGCUACAUGGUCAGCAAGAAGACCAUGGAGGUGAACGGCCACCACAGCAUCAUGAUUGAGAUUAAGAACAAGGCUGCUGUCGACAAGUCCGACAAGACUGUGAAGGAUCUCAUCUGGCUGCUGUACGACACGGCCCUCCUCACCUCCGGCUUCAGCCUCGAGGAACCCACCCAGUUCGCUGCGCGCAUCCACCGCAUGAUCAAGUUGGGUCUUUCCAUCGAUGAUGAUGAAGAGGCAAAGGAUGAUGACCUUCCCCCUCUGGAGGAGGUUGAGGGCGCUGCCGACGAGGCCUCCAAGAUGGAGGAAGUCGACUAA